AUGUUGGAACAGUUUACCUCAUACAAGCUACAAAAGCUAAGCUAUCAAAGGCCUAAGUUUGUCGUCACGUCAAUAAUAUAGAGAAAGGCCUUGAGUGUUUUCUUUUUUUUUUUUUCAUUUUUCUGUCCGAUUUUGUGCGCUCUAAUUAGAAAAGAAACUUUAAUUAUAAAAAUGUCAAGCGUCGCGCCAGCUAUCUUCUAUGAAUCGAAACAGUGAUACAACCUUUCGCACUCGCGUAAAUCGAAGCUGUCGCCUCCAAUCACAAAUUUGGAAUCAGGACCAUCAUCCUAGUUCAUUUAUUCGAAGUCGAAUGGCUGACUCAGGGACUGUUGAAAAACCCGUUUUAAUAAAACCCGAAGAACACAAUUUUGACGGUCACGACAAGGUCCUUUCUUCUACUAUAGCAACAGAAGGAACAAGUGCCUCAACAAAUUUUCGAUGUGAACGAUGUGAUAACUUUGAAACCAAUUCACGUCCAUCUCUUCUGCUGCACAUGGUGCAAUGCUUGUCUAGCUCUUCUAGGCUAGCUGUGCCAGAAGAGCAAGAUCAGGACAGUUCGAAUGGGGUAACAGAUGCUAGCCAUCCGGGAGAAACAGUAAAACAACAAAGCUCAUCACGAAAAGUGUUCGAAUGCGAUGUUUGUAACAUGAAAUUUUCGAAUGGGGCCAAUAUGCGAAGGCACAAAAUGAGACACACGGGCGUCAAACCUUACGAAUGUCGAGUAUGCCAAAAGAGGUUCUUCAGAAAGGAUCAUUUAGCUGAACAUUUUACAACACACACUAAAACGUUGCCUUACCACUGUCCGAUUUGCAAUAGAGGAUUUCAGCGGCAGAUUGCCAUGCGAGCACAUUUUCAGAAUGAACAUGUUGGACAACACGAUCUGGUGAAAACUUGCCCAUUGUGCAGUUACCGAGCAGGUUCAAUGAAAUCUUUACGAAUUCAUUUCUUCAAUCGGCACGGAAUCGACUUAGACAAUCCUGGUCCGGGUGGUCCCUCUUCUUUGUUGCUGGCAUUAGAGUCUCAAGGCUCUGCUGCGGCUUUUGUGCAGAAUUUGAGUUCUUCACAAACUCCUGCUCCAACGCAUAGUGAUAGCGGCGAAUCGUUGCGCUCAACGGACAAUGCAACACCACCAAUGCAUUUUCUAACCCCUCAUGUUGAAAUUUCAAUGACCGAAAAUGGAGAAAUAUUCAACAACAACCAGACCGAGGUUUAUGUGGAACCGCUUAACAAAAUUAAGAUCAGUAAUGAAGCUGCAUCAAAUGCUACAUCACCACCGCCACAGGGUGAACAGCAUGUACCAACAACUGAAUGCAUUGCAAAAACUCCAACAAGCACCAGCAAUUCCACUGUCAUGGUGGCGUCACCUAAAAGCAAUAAUCAUCACGAAAAUCACAUCACACCUUCUAUAAGCCUAAUACCUAUAAAACAAGAGCCUUCAAACGAUGAAACGGUUGACAUAAAAAACCUUUUAAACCAGAAGAACAUUUUAGUAGAUUCUAAUAAUGGAGACAAUGAAUCUGAAAUGGCGUCGCCAAACAGUAGGCUCUCUUCAUUGAUAAAGGUUUCACCGCUAAAAUCAUUGCUGCGUGAGGAUUUAAAACGUCGUAUUUGUGCCAGAGCAAACAACAGGAUCAACCGAAGUGCACUUCUCGAUAAUAACAAUGUAAUGCCAAACGGUGCAACACCACAAAUAGGCAGCUGUAACUCUUCAAGCAUUUGCAAUGGCACUAUAACUUCAAGCGGCCAGGAUACUGAUUCAUCUUUGAACAACCGAAAACAAAUUUUACCAUGCCUCUUCUGUGGAAUCGAAUUUCCAGAUGAAACAUUAUAUUUCUUACACAAAGGAUGCCACAGCGAAAGCAAUCCAUGGAAGUGCAAUAUUUGCGGCGAGCAAUGCAAUAACGUCUAUGAAUUCAAUUCACAUUUACUCAGUAAGAGCCAUCAAUAGUAGUAACAUUACUAAUUUGAAGAUGGCUAAAUAAUGGGUAAACAAAAAAAAACAAAACUCUUUGAUUUAAUUUAGGAAAAUGCAAAUCACAUGUGAUAGUUAAGCUUUCCUUUACACAACAUCUAGUUUCAUAUACUUUGUCCUGUAGUACACAUAAUGGUAACAAGUGGGUUACAAAGUAAAAACACUACCUUCUGCAAUAGAAACUUAUAUAAAUACCUAACCCAUUUUGCAGUACAACUACCAAAUGCUACACCUAUUGCUAUGGUGAACUCUGGUACAAAUAAUUUCAAUAAACGGCACUAGAAAUCUUCAAAUAAAAAUGUAUGUAAUCAUAAAUACAUGCAUAUACAUAAUGUAUAUAAUAUAUUAUUUUGAUAGCGAAAUUAUAAGAGUAGGAAAUCAAAUUUUUCAAAAACAAAAAAAAAAGUGUUAAAGUUAUUAGAGAUAUAGUGUAUAAACACAUUUUAUUACUUAGUACGUUUUAGGCUGAAUACUAAGAUAGAACCCCAUGGUGAAGGUUAUAAAAUAUUUAGAUAUAUAAGAAACACCCUGCGAUAUAUUCGUUUAGCUCUAUAAAGGUAAAUAGAGAAAAAAAAAUAUUUAUAUUGUUGCAAACAAUUUUAUUUAUAUUUGUCAAAAAAAUAAAGUUUUGAAGCUGUAGAAAAGUACCUUUACAAAUUGUCAAAACAAAACAAAAAAAAAUACAACAUUAGAAGGAUAUUACACAUAAUGUCUACAAAAAAAAAAAACAAACAAAAA
Messenger RNA from Episyrphus balteatus (marmalade hoverfly), 2710 nucleotides. Its product is annotated as zinc finger protein ztf-16. Bases 200 to 1948 code for a protein of 582 amino acids. Gene Ontology annotation, molecular function: RNA polymerase II cis-regulatory region sequence-specific DNA binding; DNA-binding transcription factor activity. The transcript has 7 exons. NCBI's taxonomy places the organism in Eukaryota, Metazoa, Arthropoda, Insecta, Diptera, Syrphidae. The record is from RefSeq and is a predicted model, not a curated record. Gene Ontology annotation, biological process: regulation of transcription by RNA polymerase II.